AUGCGGCUGAGACGCCUAUGCGAAACAAAGUCGUCGGGGAAAUCCUACGUAGACGAGAAAACAAAGGAGGACUACAAGGCCGGAGGAGACCGACGAGAAAUCCUCGAGAUUGCGCUGGUAGAGGCUCUGAAGAAAUGGGGAACUUCAUUCUCCGUCUACAAAAAGGUCAAGGCUAGGCCAUGGCGCUACAACCAUGAGGUGGAAGAGUUCUUUGUCGAAGACGAAUCCACGGUGACCAUCCGGAAAUCUGAUUUGACGAAACGAACGGAAACCACGGAGCUGGAGGACUGCCGCUCGAACGUGGCGCCCCGUGGCCCCGACAUGGAUGACGACAAUGGUACCACUCCCAAUCCUGCCGUCUUGGGUGAAAAGGUCGUGACUGAAUUGGAGAAGUACAUCAACGCGUUGAAUAACAAGUUGCAAGCUAUCUUGGAUAUGAUGGAGACAUUGCAGGACAAGCGGAACCCACCACCCGUGGAGCGAUACCAGCUGAUCGUGGAUGACCUCAAGCGGAUCAAUGAGAAGAUGCAGGAGUUGGAUUGCGUGGGAACAUUGUUUGACAAAGGCAAUUUUGGAACAAGAAAGAUGUGGUUGAAAGAGCUGUUCGAGAAAGAGAAGGCGGCUAUCAAGAAUCCCAUGGCUGAUUUCUUGACCGUGGAGGUCAACUACAAGCGUGUGAAAAAGGACAUCAUGAAAGCUUGGCGCAGAGCGGAGGAGGCAGCGGAGGAGGCAGUGGAGAAUAAUGAUGAGGAGGAUCAGGAGGAGGAAGAGAAUGAACCUGAACCCCCAAGAAAAAAACGUAAGGGAUCGAAAGCCAACAAGACCGCAGGUGCCGCUCCCAAACCCGAAGCCAAGCCCAAGGCAGAUGGCAAUGGCAAGUCAAAGAAGAAGCGUUGGCCUUCACUCAAAGCUCGUCGCUUAGCAUGGCAGUACAGCCGUGGAGUGCCAGGGUGGAAUGCACUGAAGUUAUCAUCAGCGCUCGUGCUGAUUGUGGUGAUCUUCGUGCUGCUGGAAGAAGGGGUGUCUGAAGUGCUCCGGGAGUUUGGUCUGUCAUACGAUGUUCCGAUUUCACGCGCGACAGUUGGCAGCAUUGAGGGCUUCCCUUUUCUGAAACCUUCAGAUUAUUUGGCCCGCAUGGAGCUGUAUGAAAAAGAAGAGGCCGUGUUCUAUGAUAUCAACAAGGUUAUUGCUGAUGAUUGGGCAGAGCUCCAGCAUUCUGGCAUCAACGUGGAUGGCGUCACAGUUUUCCCCAUCAUUUUGGGAAUCAAAGCUGAUUGGUCCUUUCACGUGGAUGUUGCGAACAUGGAACGAUCCUACAGGAAAGCUGGAGAAGCCAUGAUCCGCAGUUCGUUCGAAGAGGAAAUUCCGUUGCCUUGGACAGCGGCUUUGACUGUCACCAUGCUUCAAUUUAUCGAGUUUCUGUGCGGACAGUACCAAAAGGAAUGCGACCAAGAUCAGAGGCUCCGUUUCAUUGCAAGUGCUGUGAAGUCUGGCAAUUACUUCAUGUCGCAGCUUUACGCAAAUGAUUUAUGGAUUCCAUCUGCACAAGCACGUGAAAUUUCAAGAGCAGGCAAACAUUUUGUUUCUGCUUAUGUGUACCUGGCAUACUUGUCGUCAGAGGUUGGGGAACCCAAAUUCCCUUUGAAGCCGAAGCUUCACAUGGUGCAUGAAGCAGCAGUUGCGUUGGAAAUUCAAAGUGAAGAGAGUGACUUUGCCUACAAUCCGUUGGCAGAGUCAUGUUCCAUUGACGAGGAUUUCGUAGGACGGGUGGCGUUCCUCACGCGGCCACUGCCGAAAGCUGGCGCAGCGCCGCCGUGUGGGUCGCGGGACGCGCCGAUAGCGCCCACCAUGCUGCCGCGGGCGGUCACCACGCGCUUGCCGCGGCACUCGUUGACUUCCACGGACCAGCAGACGUUGAUCGCUACGACUGAGCUGGAUGCAUUGCUCACGCCCACGCGCUCGUUGGGGUCUUUGGGCACGCCCACGCAUUCCCCCAGUGCGCAGGUUCGUCACUGCACUCCUGAGCCGCGGGAAACCCGAAGGUCGUCUCCUGUCGCGCAACUCAUGGGGCCUUUAGCCUCGCCCACACAGCGCACGCGUUCGCCGGCGCGACAGGUCCUGAUCCCUGGCGCCGUGGUGGUGGCACCUCCCGCCAUCCACGCCAUGGCGCCGUCGUUUUCGGCGGCGGUUCUACCGGCCACACCGGUGCCGCCCUUGCCGCAGGCUCCAGCUGAAACAGUCCCCGUGCCGGGUGCUGCCACUGUGGUAGCACCUCCCGCGGAGCCGAUUAAGGCCGAAAAGACGCAGGGCAGCGGGCCAGUCAUCAUCACAGUGCCCUCCACCAAGAUGUUGCGCCCCGUGGGCAGCCGCGCGACUGUGCCCAUGGCGGGCUACUGCACGCCCAAAGAACCGAUGUCGCCACCCCGAAGUCGCCAGCCCAGGGCACGGAUCCAAGUGAUGCCGCCGGCCACGCCGCCGCGGCAGAAGCACCGGGCCGUGAUGCCCCUAGGUGCCGCGCCUACGCAGCCUGCGCGACCCCAAAGCCUGCUGAGGGCUGCUACGAGUGCGCGGUCUGUGGAGAUGUUGAGCCCCAAAGAUCCCCAGACUCCGCAUCUUCCGAUGUCCCAGUCCUUGCUGGUGCCUAGCACCCGUAGCACCUCCCCUGGGCGAAAUUUGAGUCCCGUGCGACAGAUGGUUCCCACGUUGUCGCAGCGCACGCUCCAUACUCAACCCGCCCUGGCGGUGACGCCCAUGACCGCACCGUGGUCGCCUUUGGGCAUGGAGUCACGACAUCUGCAGUCAAGGUCAGCUCGGCCGCAGCUGCACCAGUGGGGCGUGCCUCCUGAGAAGUGGGGCAUCCACUUUGAUCAGCUUCUUGAUCUGGAACAGCACCAGAAAUUCCAACGCGAUUGGAACACUCGGGAGGUGGUCUCUGAGAUCAUUUGGCCCGAGACCGACUUUCGAAAGCAGUCGUGGGCUGAGCUGUCUGAAGACUUGCUGACAGACAGUGAGCCAGGAGCUUGGGAGUCUGAGCGCUACACCGAUUUGGAAUCUUCUCCUCAGACAUCUCCAAUGCAAUCCCCAGUCCAGAGCCCUGCCAUGGCCAAGAACGAAGCCAUGAGUGGAGCUUGGGAGUCUGAGCGCUACACCGAUUUGGAAUCUUCUCCUCAGACAACUCCAAUGCAAUCCCCAGUCCAGAGCCCUGCCAUGGCCAAGAACGAAGCCAUGAGUGGAGGACUCGGAAAUGGCGAUUUUGUCCCACAACCCAACUACAGCAUCGCCUUUCCCGUCAUUGACAUUGCUGGCCUUCCCAAAGCACUUUGCAACAACGUUUGCGUGGAGGCGAAAAGGGCGGAGUGA
Cladocopium goreaui is the source of this 3360-nucleotide messenger RNA. Lineage: Eukaryota; Dinophyceae; Suessiales; Symbiodiniaceae. The record is from the annotation of a GenBank genome assembly.